This is a messenger RNA of Rhipicephalus sanguineus (brown dog tick), 1785 nucleotides long. RefSeq lists its product as uncharacterized. The transcript is spliced from 4 exons. The record is from RefSeq and is a predicted model, not a curated record. Bases 1 to 1785 code for a protein of 594 amino acids. NCBI's taxonomy places the organism in Eukaryota, Metazoa, Arthropoda, Arachnida, Ixodida, Ixodidae.
AUGGUGGACGAGAUCUCGGCUACGCCGGUGAACACCCCACCACCUCCACCCUGCCUGAACCACCUGGCACCUGGCCCUCGGCGGCUGGUGCGCCCACUCAAGCUGGGGCCCAGGCCCGAGCGUGGUCGCUCCGGCUUCCGUUCCUGGCUGCCGGCUGUUCCUGCCUGCCGUUCCUGCUUGUCGGAAUACCAGCGCGCAAAGGUCCGACUAAAUUGGGAGCGCGAGAGCGCGCGGAAAGCGCGCCAACUACAGCUGCAGGCGCAACAACAACAGCAGCAGCUAGCAGAACAACAACAACGGCAGCAGCAGCUGCUAGAUGCACCUCCAGCCUCCCCUGACCUUCCCGAGCCGGCCGCUACAACCACGGCCAGCACGGUCGACUCCUCGACUGCGGAAGCUGGGGAGAUGGACACUACAGCGGCCUCGCGAAAGCGGGUACGCGACGACGACCCUUUGGAAUGCCCGCGCAAGCAGCCAACCAAAGACGCAACUGCAGGAGACACACCCGACGGUUCCCCCUCGACGCGGGACGACUCGGCGUGCGUUGCUGCACCCCCCACUUCUCCCCUCCCGUCUGAGACCACCGGCGAUAGUGUGGCUGCUACCCCUGCGGCCCCCAUCAGGAUCGUCGGCGGGAAAAGGCGCCGAGGACAGCGGAAAACACGCUCCAAGCGCCGGCGGAAGCAGCGCGUGUUCGAGCCAUCAACAACAGUGGCCCCGGCAGCUCCGAGGCCCGCAAACACCACGGUCACCGCGCCGCACCCACCGCCUGCCGAGGAAGACUUCGUGACGGUCGUCUCCAAGGCAGCACAACGGAGGGCGAAGGCGCUGGCGGCCGCUGCCAUUGCGACUGAUCCGGCAGUCAUGGGGACUGUUUUGUACCGUCCCUCAGCCCCUGGCGGUACCUUCAAGGGAUCGCCACGCCUGACUCUCGCGGCGGCGUUUGCUAUGCGGCCUGAUGUCGUGGCGGUGCGCAUCAACCACCGCCGCAACAUCGUGGCUGCAGACGCAUCGACGCAGCCGUGUUUGUCAGAGCUCCUGACCAUCAAGGAGCUCAACGGCAUUCCCGUCACCGCCAGGGUGCCUGCGGAUCGGCGCACGAGCGUCGGCUUCGUGCACGGCGUUGACGGCGAGCCCUCGGACAAGCAGCUGCUCGAGGGCAUCACAUCGACGGUCCGGUGGUUGCGGCGACCGGGCAGGGGCAGCACGGUGCGGCUGCAGUUUGCGGCAGCCAACCACCUGAGCGCGUCUCCCUCUGCGGGAUCUGGCUUCGAGUACGGCAUGCCAGACCGCGUCCCAUCCAGUGCCGACAAUGCGGGCGCCUCGGGCACGUCACCGAGGCAUGCGAGCGUGUCGGCAACUGCCUCACAUGCGGCCAACAUCAUCAGGCCACCGCCGUCUGCCGUCUUCGCUGCGUCAACUGCAGAGGGAGACACGCAGCCGACAACCCCACCUGCCCUCGCUGUACGCGAGGAGUCCCGUGAGGUGCGCUCCUAUGCUGCUGCGGUGAAAACCAACCUUCCCGAGAGCGACACCACGGAUCCCGGCCUGCAGCGCCCUAUUCCUGCGCCGCGCCGAUCCCUCCUGCUACCGGCGAGCUCCCCGAUCUCGAGCCCGCCUGCCGCACCACCCGCUGAGCCCUCCGAGGACCCCCGGGAUGCCCUUAUCACUAGCCUUCUUGCCGCGCUUCGGGAGGUGGGAAACUACCUCCCCGACGGCCACCCCAUGCGUGCUGUCUGCCUCCAAGCAGCUGGCGUGCAGCCCGGUGCCCCCAAGAAGGAUUAA